This is a messenger RNA of Protomyces lactucae-debilis, 600 nucleotides long. RefSeq lists its product as uncharacterized. Lineage: Eukaryota; Fungi; Ascomycota; Taphrinomycetes; Taphrinales; Protomycetaceae. The transcript has a single exon. The record is from RefSeq and is a predicted model, not a curated record. Gene Ontology annotation, molecular function: Hsp90 protein binding. Bases 1 to 600 code for a protein of 199 amino acids.
AUGGAGACAUUCAUCGCACUGCCCAUCACCCUCAAAGAGGUCGACAAACGGGUUGUUGCAACUAGCACAGACAAUCAAGUGAAUGGCUACCUGCAACAGAUUGACGCCCUCUCCAAUGGCAUGAAGCAAUCUGGCUUCCCUGCAGAAGUACCCGGUCCACCCGCACAAUCCAUCAACCCACAUCGCUCAACGCAAAUUGAACUCGCCAAGAAGCAAGGGAAUGAGUAUUUUGGUAAGAAGCAGUAUGCUGAAGCUCUUCAAAUCUAUUCAAGGGCGCUGGAAAUGGCUGCGAGUAGACCACCCUGGGAACCUUCACAAAUGGCGAAUGACGAAAUGGCCAUCUUGCUCGCCAAUAGAUCUGCUGCAUUUCUGGGUGCAGAGGCGUAUCCUGAAGCGUAUGCGGAUGCUUGUUGCUGCGUAGACUUGCGAAAGCCUUGGCCAAAGGGAUAUUUCCGCAAAGCACGAGCGUUGGUGAAGCUUGGGAAGGUCAUGGAGGCCCUUGAAACAGUGCAGGCGGGACUGGGCUAUGAGCCGACAAAUGAAGAUUUGCUGAAUACCAAGAAGGAGAUUGAGGCGCUGCUGGACGGUGAGCGGCGUUGA